This is a messenger RNA of Ilex paraguariensis (yerba mate), 753 nucleotides long. Lineage: Eukaryota; Viridiplantae; Streptophyta; Magnoliopsida; Aquifoliales; Aquifoliaceae. The record is from the annotation of a GenBank genome assembly.
AUGGCUGUCUUUUCCAAAAUUGGCAUUAUUGGAGCUGGCAUAAGCGGUGUAGCUGCUGCUAAACAGCUAUCCAAACACAAUCCAGUGGUGUUUGAGGCCACUGAUUCCCUAGGAGGUGUCUGGAAACACUGUUCUUACAGGUCUACAAAACUUCAGACCCCUCGUUGUGAUUAUGAGUUCUCAGAUUUCCCCUGGACACAAAGAGAUAAUACAACUUUCCCAUCUUAUGCUGAGAUUUUGGAUUAUCUAUACUCUUAUGCCGUACACUUUGAUGUGUUGAAGUUUGUGAUGUUCAACUCUAAGGUGGUAGAAAUUCGUUUUACGGGUGACCCCGAAACCACCGAUAUUGGUGGUAAACUGGGUGAAUAUGGUAGAGUUUUGUCUGGCAAGCCCGUGUGGGAGGUUGCCGUCCAGACCAACCCAUCAGAAACCAUUCAGUGGUAUGCCUUUGAGUUUCUUGUGAUUUGCACUGGGAAAUAUGGUGAUGUGCCAAUAAUACCUACUUUCCCCAACAACAAAGGUCCGGAAGUGUUCCAAGGACAAGUCUUGCAUACUCUUGACUACUGCAAACUCAACAAGGAAGCCAGUACACAACUGUUUCAAGGAAAGAAGGUCGUAGUAAUUGGCUACAAGAAAUCAGCUAUAGAUUUAGCUCUCGAAUGCGCUGAAGCGAACCAAGUGGUAUCAUAUAGGAGUGGCAUCACAAAUCCCCCACAGACUAUUCUUUUGCUAGGGUCUAUUGUUUAUGCAUAG